Cucumis sativus (cucumber) is the source of this 663-nucleotide messenger RNA. Its product is annotated as late embryogenesis abundant protein D-29. The record is from RefSeq and is a predicted model, not a curated record. The transcript has 2 exons. NCBI's taxonomy places the organism in Eukaryota, Viridiplantae, Streptophyta, Magnoliopsida, Cucurbitales, Cucurbitaceae. Bases 118 to 429 code for a protein of 103 amino acids.
ACUUAUAAACUCAUAAUUUCACUGCCCCAAUCUCCAUUCCCAUUUCUUUUUUAAUUUUUAUAUAUAGUUUGUAUUUUAGUUGGAUCGGAGAAAAAAGAAGGAAGAAAAUUAGAAAUAAUGGGGAGGAAAACAAUGACGUUGUUGGUGGCGGUGGCGGUGGUAUGGCUGGUGUUGGUGGCGGAUAAAUGCAGUGGGUUUGAAGAAGCAGUACAAGAUAUGAAGGACAAUGUGAAGCAAAUGGCGGAAGAUGCAAAGCUUGAUGAAAAAGCCGAAGCUGUCAAAUCUAAGGCUUCUGAAGUAUACACCGAUGCUAAGGACAAGGCUUCCUCCUGGUCCAACUGGGCUUACGACAAGAUUUCCGCGGGAUUGGGAUUGAGCGAAGAAUCGAAAGAGAAAGAGACAGCUCCUAACGCAGCAGAUAAAAAUUAACACAGCUGCUUCAGGUAAAUUACGCAUUAUUGUUUUAUCAUUAUCUCUAAAUCAAAAUGUUUGAAAAAUUAUAUAUAAUAUUUGAAAAAUAAUUCUACUUAUUUUGGAAGAAAUUGGGUUGGUAAUAUACAUUUUUUAAUGGCCAGAAUUGUUUUGCCUGUUAUAGUCUAAUCUUUGGACAUUUUCUCUCAAAUUGGGUGAAGUACUUCUAAAUUAGUUUAGUAACAUUUUUUU